AUGUUCGAGGUUGUCGAGGAUAAACACAUCGACAUCUUUUGCUGUCUUGCCGAUGGUGUAGUCCAUGAGACGACACCAGAAAACAUUAGACCUUACUUGGAUCCAUCUUUCCCAGAAGACAAGAUCGACUUGUAUUGUAGCAAGAUUACCAAACCGUCGGAUAUGCAAGAGUUUCGGGACGGAAUUAAAAAUAAUGUCAUGAGAACCCACACCAAGGGAACCAAGAUGUUUGUAUUGCUUAUGAACACAUUGGACUCGAGAAUACUUGCACCAGCACUCACCGGUACUCUCAAGUUGAUCAGAGACAUGGAUUACGAAGAACUCGAGGCAUUACUCGUGUCGUGGAGAGACUCUAACAUCCCGCAAAAGCGUCGUCUUUUCAAGCUUGUUUAUGGCUUGACAGUGACCACGUUCAUUCAAUGUCUUGAUGACCUUCACAAUGAGGCCAUUGGCUUCCCCAAUGCUGAAAAGCGCGAGAAGCUAUAUAACGAAUUUGAACCAGAUGAGUUCAGAUACACCAUGAUGGAGCAUCCUGCCGAUGGAAGCGAGCUCUACCUCCCGGUAGAUGCCUUAAUCGUUGGUUCGGGGUCGGGCGCAGGCGUCGUUGCAGAGACUUUGUCGAAUCGAGGAUUCAAAUGUGUGGUAUUGGAAAAAGGAAAAUACUACCAUCCUUCCGAGUACAAAUUCAAGGUUAGAGAGGGAAUGCAAAACUUGUAUGAAAACAAUGGUGUGGUGGCUACAACCAACCAGCAACUUUUCCUUCUCGCAGGCUCGACUUUUGGUGGAGGAAGUACUGUCAACUGGUCUGCUUGUCUUAAAACUCCAUUCAAGGUGCGUAUGGAAUGGUUCGAGGACCACAAGAUUGACUGGGCAGCUACUGACAAGUACGACAAAGAUAUGGAAUACGUGUUGAAGAAGAUGCAUGCGUCCGACGAGAAUAUUGACCAUUCAUACUCCAACCAAGUCAUUCUUGACGGUGGAUCGAAAUUGGGUUAUAAUGUUGCUGUUGUUCCCCAGAACAAUGGUGGGCACCCAAACCACGAUUGUGGCUUUUGUUUCUUGGGUUGUAAGCACAACAUCAAACAGGGUAGUGCUGCUUGUUGGUUCCGUGACGCUGCUAAGAACGGCACCCAAUUUAUGGACCAAGUCAAAGUCAGACAGGUUCUUCACAAACGUGGAAAGGCUUAUGGAGUUUUGUGUGAGGAUCUUGAAGGAAGAAAGUUUAAGAUUACUGGUCCCAAGAAGAUCAUUAUGUGUGGUGGUUCGUUGAAUACGCCAGUGGUAUUGCAAAAUUCCGGGUUCAAGAACAAGCACAUUGGAAGUAACUUGAAGUUGCAUCCUGUCACAGUUCUCACAGGACAAUUUCCCGACCAACGGUUUCACCCUUACGAUAAGCCUAUCAUGACAGCCGUUUGUACCCAGGUUGACGACUUGGAUGGCAAAGCUCAUGGUGCAAAGAUUGAAACCAUGCUUCACACUCCUCACAUCGAGGCGGCAUUUCUUCCUUGGAGAGGGAGCGAUGAUAUUCGUAAGGAAUUGCUUGGCUACAAUAACACUUGUUCCAUGUUACUUAUCACAAGAGACACUUCGUCCGGUACCAUUCGUAACGAUCCUGCUCGGCCAGAUGCUCUUGUUAUUGACUAUUCACUCAAUAAGUUUGACCGUCAAGCGUUGUUGGAAGCUAUGGCUGUUACUGCCGACAUGUUGUACAUAAAGGGAGUCCAGCGUAUCAUACCUCCCCAGGCUUGGAGUCCCUCCUUCACCACUACAAAGCCAGUGUCUGAACGUCUGGUAAACGACAAAGACUACCAGGAAUGGAGAAAGAAAUUGCUUAGUAUCCCAUUGAGUGCUGAGGGUCCAUCGUAUGGAUCUGCUCACCAAAUGAGUUCGUGCCGUAUUUCUGGCAAGGGACCUUCCGAUGGGGCUUGUGAUACCAGAGGUAGAUUGUACGAGUGUGGUAACAUCUACGUUGCGGAUGCGAGUGCAAUGCCCACCGCAAGUGGAGCCAAUCCUAUGAUCAGCACCAUGUCUAUUGCCCGUCGUAUUGCAUUGGGCAUUGCUGACGACUUAGAACCACAGAGCAAGUUGUAA
Meyerozyma guilliermondii ATCC 6260 is the source of this 2091-nucleotide messenger RNA. RefSeq lists its product as uncharacterized. The coding region runs from base 1 to 2091 and encodes 696 amino acids. The record is from RefSeq and is a predicted model, not a curated record. Lineage: Eukaryota; Fungi; Ascomycota; Pichiomycetes; Serinales; Debaryomycetaceae. The transcript has a single exon. Gene Ontology annotation, molecular function: long-chain-alcohol oxidase activity; flavin adenine dinucleotide binding.